CCGGUGGGAGCCGGCAGGCACAGUAUAAUACAAUCCUAUCUCGACUCUCUGGAGCCAAAGAUGACAUAAGACUCUUCAGCCUCUCACGUGAGACUGCACGCGUCACGGCGCAGGAUGCCGUCCGAGACGCCGAGCGCGCCCAGUGGCCAUCGCCUCGCCCUUGGACAAUAUCGCAAGGCAGAGAGCGGAUGACAGUCGCACCGCCUCGAGCAAUGGAAUGCUAGAUGCAUCCAAUCGACGCUUCUCACCAGCGUCAGCAGCAACAGCGGAACAGAGAGGCAAGCUAGAUGGCUACCUCAGAUCCAGCCCUGACGCAAAAACGGCGAAUUGGGGUACGAGGAGAAGGUGCAUGAGCAUGAUCAUGCCACAGCCUGCAAGACCAGACGAGAAGACGAAUGGGCCAUGUUCGACAUCGAUCAUGCAGCCAGUUUCUAUCUUGGAUAGUCUGCAACCAUGUAAUUCUUUACUUGUAAUCAUAUUAUACCCAACCGCGACAUCGCGGCAAAUCAGAAGACUUUCUAGACAUCUACAUCUCCGCGUCUCAUCCAUCGUCUUCAAGAGUCUGCUCCCAGUAGUCAUGCAGCCUGUCGUCCAACGGCUUCUGGACGGCAAAACUGCUUUCGGGCUCAGCAACGCGAGUGAACUGCCCGCCUUGAAAGUGUCGGAGGGUCACUUAAAGGGCAAUACCGCGUGGACUACGAAUGGGGACUCCCCGUCUGGCUGCAUUUAUCCGCCCAGCUUUACCCGGCGGCAUCCGGGGAGAGGACAUCGGGCGUGGAGGAGGCUUGAGGGGCUUCGCUUGCGUUGGCAUGUAGCCUGCUGAGCAGAGCAGGUCGAGGUUGGAUGACCGGUGGCUUACAAGAAAACAGGGCGCAUGCAGGCCGGAGUUCGGGAUGCCUGACCAAGCGUCGCGUAAGGCAGUCCGAAGAGUGUAAGGUACAAAGAGAC
Molecule: messenger RNA, 948 nt
Organism: Neohortaea acidophila
Lineage: Eukaryota; Fungi; Ascomycota; Dothideomycetes; Mycosphaerellales; Teratosphaeriaceae
Exons: 1
Coding region: 218-823 (201 amino acids)
Source: RefSeq, a predicted model, not a curated record